This is a messenger RNA of Limulus polyphemus (Atlantic horseshoe crab), 891 nucleotides long. Its product is annotated as importin subunit alpha-7-like. Gene Ontology annotation, biological process: NLS-bearing protein import into nucleus. Gene Ontology annotation, cellular component: nucleus; nucleoplasm. The transcript has 6 exons. Gene Ontology annotation, molecular function: protein binding; nuclear import signal receptor activity. The record is from RefSeq and is a predicted model, not a curated record. NCBI's taxonomy places the organism in Eukaryota, Metazoa, Arthropoda, Merostomata, Xiphosura, Limulidae. The annotation marks the transcript as partial.
GCUGUUUGGGCAUUAGGAAACAUAGCUGGUGAUAGUCCUGAGUGUAGAGAUUAUGUGCUUACUGAAGGUAUUCUCCUUCCUCUGUUGCAAUUAAUUAACAAGUCGGCAAGAAUAUCUAUGACUAGGAAUGCAGUCUGGGCUCUGUCUAACCUUUGCAGAGGGAAAAAUCCACCUCCAAAAUUUGAAGAGGUAUCUAAAUGUUUACCAGUUCUAGCCAGGUUGUUGUUCCAUAGUGAUGACAGUAUCCUAGGUGAUGCUUGCUGGGCCUUGUCCUAUCUCUCGGAUGGUCCUAAUGAAAAGAUUCAAGCAGUUAUAGAUGCUGGAGUUUGCAGGCGUCUCGUGGAACUACUGAUGCACAGUAACCAGAAUGUGGUAUCAGCAGCUCUGAGGGCGGUAGGAAACAUAGUAACAGGCGAUGAUAUUCAGACGCAAGUGAUGCUGAAUUGUAACGCUCUUCCUUGUCUACUUCACCUACUCUCUUCGUCUAAAGAGUCAAUUCGAAAAGAAGCUUGCUGGACGAUAUCCAACAUAACAGCAGGAAAUAGACAGCAAAUACAGGCAGUUAUAGAUACCAAUAUAUUUCCUGUUCUAAUUGAAAUUCUGGGAAAAGCUGAGUUCAAAACCAGAAAAGAGGCAGCGUGGGCUAUAACAAAUGCUACGUCGGGAGGUUCUCCCGAACAAAUAAGGUUUCUGGUGGAGCAAGGAUGUAUACCUCCACUUUGUGAGCUGUUGACUGUCAUGGAUGCCAAGAUUGUUCAAGUGGCUCUGAAUGGAUUGGAAAAUAUUCUCAGACUCGGGGAGCAAGAUGCUAAGAAUCACAGUGGAGUUAACCCUUAUGCAGUCAUGAUUGAAGAGUGUUAUGGUAUGUUGAGAAACUAUCCUGUAAGUAGG